GCCAUGAGAAGAUAGACUUUUCUGGGAAGUCAAGCCAGUCGGUGUCGGCAAGGCGGCAGGACCUGAUGAAGAAAGAAAGGAAGAAAGAUGCGGCUUAAUGCAUGCAGGAAGGCGUUCGUUCGUUCCUUGUUGUGCCCUGCCUGCCUCUUCUCCCUUUCCCGUCCGGAAACUCGGCUCAGCAUCUCGGUCCUGCCGUUCAAGCGACAGUUUCCCCAGGCAGUGCAGUGCAGCAGUGCAAGUGCCAAAAAUCAGUCAGCAUCAAUCACAUGUCUUCUAUAAGGCAGGCGCGUCUGUUAAGCCCUCUCGUUCUCUCCCUUAUGCUUACCGCAGCUUCAUACCCCCCAAAAUACGGGAGAACCCGAGCGAGGAAGGGGCAUCGUGGGAUGUUUCGAAACACAAUGACGUCGUCCCCCAGAGCUGCCUUUGCCUGGUCCUUUCCUCUUUCUGAAACGGCAGCAUGUCGCCAUAUGCGUCCCCUGGAUAUUUACUAGGACCCUUCCACGCCCAUUUUCGCAUGUUUACUUUUUCCUUCAAAGCACCCAAGCCCUCCCUCCUCACAAGUGUCGUGAACGUACACCCCCGCGUGCA
Messenger RNA from Colletotrichum navitas, 588 nucleotides. RefSeq lists its product as uncharacterized. The coding region runs from base 102 to 491 and encodes 129 amino acids. Lineage: Eukaryota; Fungi; Ascomycota; Sordariomycetes; Glomerellales; Glomerellaceae. The record is from RefSeq and is a predicted model, not a curated record. The transcript has 2 exons.